This is a messenger RNA of Patella vulgata (common limpet), 4014 nucleotides long. RefSeq names its product glycogen phosphorylase, muscle form. NCBI's taxonomy places the organism in Eukaryota, Metazoa, Mollusca, Gastropoda, Patellidae. The coding region runs from base 140 to 2686 and encodes 848 amino acids. Gene Ontology annotation, biological process: glycogen catabolic process. The transcript is spliced from 18 exons. Gene Ontology annotation, molecular function: glycogen phosphorylase activity; pyridoxal phosphate binding. The record is from RefSeq and is a predicted model, not a curated record. Gene Ontology annotation, cellular component: cytoplasm.
GUCAAUGACAGCGAGGCUUCGUCCUUGAGGGAAGGGCGGCUAGUUUGGUGUAUUAUCUCAUAGCUGUAGCAGACGCAUCUGAAAAACAGUACAGUUUAUCGUCUAUUGCACUGCUGGGCAUUCAACCGACACAGCUGACAUGGCUGCAAAACCUCAGUCCGAUCAUGAUAAGCGAAAACAAAUUAGUAUUCGGGGUAUUGCGCCGGUGGAAAAUGUUGGAACCGUCAAGAAAAGUUUCAACCGGCACUUGCAUUACACUUUGGUGAAGGACCGAAAUGUUUCCACUCCGAGAGAUUAUUAUUUUGCCUUGGCACACACCGUAAGAGAUCACCUGGUUGGGAGAUGGAUUAGAACACAGCAAUAUUACUAUGAGAUCGACCCAAAGAGAGUGUAUUAUUUAUCACUGGAGUUUUAUAUGGGAAGAACAUUAUCUAAUACCAUGGUGAAUCUAGGUAUGCAGAGUGCUUGUGAUGAGGCUAUGUAUCAGCUUGGUCUUGAUAUUGAAGAACUUGAAGAAAUUGAACUGGAUGCAGGUCUUGGUAAUGGUGGUUUAGGACGUCUAGCAGCAUGUUUCCUUGAUUCCAUGGCAACAUUAGGUCUGGCUGCCUAUGGUUACGGUAUUAGGUAUGAUUAUGGUAUCUUCACCCAGAAACUAGAAAAUGGCUGGCAGCUUGAAGAACCCGAUGAUUGGUUGCGAUAUGGUAAUCCAUGGGAGAAAGCUCGACCUGAGUAUAUGUUACCUAUCAACUUUUUCGGACGAGUAGAACAUCACGAUGGUAGUGCUAAAUGGGUUGAUACUCAGACUAUAUUUGCCAUGCCGUAUGAUAGUCCAGUACCAGGUUACGGUAAUAACACAGUUAAUACAUUACGACUCUGGUCAGCUAAAGCACCAAAUAACUUUGAUCUUAGAUUCUUCAACAAUGGUGAAUAUAUUCAGGCUGUUUGUGAUCGUAAUUUAGCUGAGAAUAUAUCCAGGGUUUUAUAUCCUAAUGAUAAUAUAUUCGAGGGUAAAGAAUUACGUUUGAAACAAGAAUAUUUCUUGGUAGCUGCUACACUUCAAGAUAUUAUCAGACGAUUUAAAUCUUCCAGAUUCGGAUGUCGGGAUUCUGUCAGAACAUCUUUUGAUACUUUUGCUGAUAAGGUUGCUAUCCAGUUAAAUGACACUCAUCCAUCAUUAGCUAUUCCAGAAUUAAUGAGAAUUCUUGUAGAUAUUGAAGGAAUUGACUGGGAGAAGGCGUGGACUAUAACGGUGGCAACAUGUGCUUAUACCAAUCAUACAGUAUUACCUGAAGCUUUAGAAAGAUGGCCGGUAUCUUUAUUACAGAGAGUUUUACCACGUCAUCUUGAUAUCAUGUACGAGAUUAAUCAACGAUUCAUGGAUCUUGUAAGAACGAAAUUUCCUGGUGAUAACGAUAGGUUGAGAAGAAUGUCAGUAGUUGAGGAGGAAGGAGAAAAAAGAAUUAACAUGGCGUUUUUAGCUAUAAUAGGAUCUCAUGCUAUUAAUGGUGUAGCUGCCAUACAUUCAGAAAUUAUCAAAACUCACACAUUCAAAGACUUCUAUGAAAUUUUCCCUGAACGUUUCCAGAAUAAAACUAAUGGUAUUACUCCACGUAGAUGGCUAUUGUUAUGUAAUCCUGGUCUAUCAGAUGUUAUUGCUGAGAAAAUAGGAGAAACCUGGGUAACACAACUAAGUGAACUUCGAAAACUAGAACCAUUUGCUGAUGAUGAAAAUUUACUUCGACAAAUCAUGAAAGUCAAACAGGAGAAUAAAAUGAAACUAGCAGCCCAUAUACAACAGAAGUAUAACGUAACUAUUAAUCCAGCUUCAAUGUUUGAUAUGCAAGUUAAACGUAUCCAUGAAUAUAAACGUCAAUUAAUGAAUUGUUUCCAUAUUAUUACACUCUAUAACAGAUUAAAGAAAGAUCCAGCCAUGAAAUUUGUACCUAGAACUAUCAUGAUUGGAGGCAAAGCUGCCCCUGGUUACUACAUGGCUAAACUGAUUAUAAAACUAAUCAACAACGUAGCUAACGUUAUAAACAACGAUCCUAUUAUUGGUGAUCGCCUUAAAGUUAUCUACUUAGAGAAUUACAGGGUUUCAUUGGCUGAGAAGAUUAUACCUGCUGCCGAUCUUAGUGAACAAAUUUCUAUGGCUGGAACGGAAGCUUCUGGUACUGGUAACAUGAAAUUUCAGUUGAAUGGAGCUUUGACUAUUGGUACAUUAGAUGGAGCUAAUGUUGAGAUGAGAGAAGAAAUGGGUGCUGAUAAUAUAUUUAUAUUUGGUAUGACCGUCGAGGAAGUAGAAGAAUUAGAUAAACGAGGUUAUGUACCACGUGUAUAUUAUGAGAAGAAUGCUGAAUUACGUCAAGUUAUGGAUCAAAUUAAUACAGGUUAUUUCUCACCUGAGAAUCCAGAUCUCUUUAAAGAUAUAUUUAAUAGUCUCAUGCAUACUGACAGAUUCCGAUUAUUGGCUGAUUUUGAAUCGUAUGUUGAAUGUCAAGAUAAAGUUAGUGAGCUAUUCAAGGAUCAGAUGGCAUGGGCUAAGAAAUGUUUAUAUAACAUCGCAGCAUCUGGUAAAUUCUCUAGUGAUCGUACUAUCGGAGAUUACGCCCGAGACAUCUGGGGUGUUGAACCGACAAAUAUUAAACUACCUGCUCCCCAUGAAAAAGCAGACCCCGAUACCAUUUAGAUCUUGUGAUAUUAGUCGAAAUUCUUUAGUUAUUUCAUAACUUUACACUACUGAGGGAUCUUUAUUCCUUCUUUUUAGAAAUAGGGAAAAAAAAAAAUCAAUGAAUUCUGAUUGUUAGCUUACAUAUUUUCUUAGAGCUUUUUUUUAGGUUUAAACGCCAUUAUUUCGGGAGAUAGAUUUUGUUAUAAGAAUCAAGUUUUUCUAAAUACUGACUAGAGGCCUACGCAGUAAUCAACUGAUUAAAGCCUCAUAGCAGUAUCAUUAAAUUAUAAUAGCCACCAACAUCCAGUGUUUGCAUGCAGCUCUAAUAUAUUAUACUCUAGCCAUUUUCAAACUUAUUGAACCGUAAUCUUACAAACCACCACUGUUCUGUAAAUAUCUUCAAGGAACUGGUCAGAUAUUCAAUAUUUACAUGUUCCUAGUGCUAUUACUAUAAUGAUAUACAUCAUAACAUUACUCAUUCACAAAAACAAUUAUAGGUUCACUGAUUCAAACAUUUUUUAAAAAUUGAAUGCUUUGUUAGAAAAAUUGGUUUUCAGUUUGCAAAUAAUUUUAUUUACCUCAUAUGAUUAAAGCGUUGUGCCGUGGAGCUAGUCUAAUCGUGUGGUUGUUUCCUUUUUGAUUCGUUCUAUCACAUCCAGUCAGAUAUUAUCUCCCAAACACUUCGGGGGUGGAACCAUUAAACUUUUGUUAAACUCAACUUUCAAGUUUUACACGUAUAUUUAUAAAAUGGUAUGAUAGACAAUUAAAAAUUCAUUCAGAACGCGAAUUGAUUUUGGCUUGUAAUUAAGAAACCCAAAACAAAAUAUUGACAAUCAAUAAUCUACUGAUUUGGAUUGAAAAGUUAGUACUGUCUACAGAAUUCCAGUUCAUCAUAUCUUUGGUUAUACGAAAUUGAACCAUUUUUAGAGAUUCAACUUUUACAAUAUUGUAGGAUAACAAACGACUCAAAAUCUCUGAAAUCCUGAUCAACAGUUUGAAAUUGAGUAUAAUAAUAAUAAAAAGCUUCAUGUCACCCCCAUCUGUGUUUUGUGGACUUGUUUUGUUCCAGACUUGAUCAUUGUUAGUGUAUAUCAUUCAUCAUAGAAGUUUAGAUAAAUUAACACAAAUUUUAUAGUCAGGUUCAAAAGCAAUCAUAAUAUUGGUGUGUAUUUAAGCUAACAUUUUGAAGAAUUAGUUCUCUGUUUGACUCGGGCAGAUGUGAAAUUAAUUCAACUAUUCAGUAUUAUUUUAUCAUUCUGUUGUAAAAUUUUCUACCCAAUUUUUUUAAUAGAAUGAAAUUAAAACGAAAUCCAGUGUAUGAUUGUUAGGGGUGGGGUGGGGGAGAG